AUGUGUCUCCUUUUUACCUUGGGGUGCAGCAUGAAGCUCCGUCAUGUGAUCCUGGGCUCCCUGCUUCUCCUGAUACUGGCUGGCUGUGUCAGUGCACUCAAAGCCUCCAACAUCAACCUGCGCACCUUCAUUGGCUGCGCUGUGCGUGAGUUCACCUUCCUGGCUAGGAAACCUGGCUGCAAGGGGAUGCGCAUCACCACGGACGCCUGCUGGGGGCGCUGCGAGACUUGGGAGAAGCCUGUGCUGGAUCCCCCGUACGUCGACGCGCACCAUCGAGUUUGCACCUACAAUGAGACUAAGUUGGUUACGGUGAAGCUGCCGAAUUGUGCUGAUGCUGUGGACCCUUCCUACACAUACCCUAUGGCCAUACGGUGUGACUGCGGGGUCUGUUCUACUGCAACUACUGAAUGUGAGACUGUCUGA
This is a messenger RNA of Malaclemys terrapin pileata, 423 nucleotides long. It is a transcript of the gene GPHB5, whose product is annotated as glycoprotein hormone subunit beta 5. Gene Ontology annotation, cellular component: cytoplasm; extracellular region. The transcript is spliced from 2 exons. Gene Ontology annotation, biological process: G protein-coupled receptor signaling pathway; regulation of thyroid hormone receptor signaling pathway. Lineage: Eukaryota; Metazoa; Chordata; Testudines; Emydidae. The record is from RefSeq and is a predicted model, not a curated record. Gene Ontology annotation, molecular function: hormone activity. Bases 1 to 423 code for a protein of 140 amino acids.